Molecule: messenger RNA, 2136 nt
Organism: Leguminivora glycinivorella
Lineage: Eukaryota; Metazoa; Arthropoda; Insecta; Lepidoptera; Tortricidae
Exons: 2
Coding region: 1-2136 (711 amino acids)
Biological process (GO): proteolysis
Molecular function (GO): aspartic-type endopeptidase activity; nucleic acid binding; zinc ion binding
Source: RefSeq, a predicted model, not a curated record
AUGGAUAAAUACUUACGCCCGGAACGGUUUGAAGGGGAUCCAUCAAAAAGCACCGCUACCACAGAAUGGAAGCAUUGGAAGAAAACCUUUAACAACUUCCUUGCGGUGCAAGUUCUUACAUCCGAUCCGGUAAAAUUAAACAUACUAAUUAACCACUUAUCUCCGAAUAUCUAUGACUUUGUAAGCGAGUGCCAGACGUUUGAACAAGCGAUUGACGUACUAGAUGGUAUUUUUAUCAAACCCCAAAACAUCCUGUACGCACGACACGCUCUCGCCACUCGAAAACAGAACAGCGAUGAAACCAUCGACACAUAUGUUCAAGCUCUAAAACAUUUAUCUAAAGAUUGUAACUUCACUGCUGUCGACAGUAAUAAAAACCGAGACGAUAACAUUCGCGAUGCCUUCAUAGCAGGAAUUUCUUCAACAAAAAUAAGAGAAAGACUUCUUGAAAACCUUAGCCUAACGUUGGAUGAAGCUCACAACCAAGCUCGCUCCUUAGAGAUGGCAGAAGUCAACACACGACAUUAUAAUAAUCCUGCUCCUGUGAAUGCGAUUAGCGAAAACUUUCGGAAUACUCCCACCUCUAGUGAAGCCGUCUCUGCUGCCACACCAACCCUCCCCAAUCGCUCAAAUCGUAAAUGUUUUUACUGUGGAGGACGCGUGCACGCACGCAAAACUUGUCCCGCUUUCGACACCUCUUGUCAACUUUGCAACAAGAAGGGACAUUAUGCUAGCGUUUGUCGAAGCAGGAACACAACCAGCGCUGCGGUAUUCGAUACGAAUGAUGUCAGUGAAAAUAUCGUCGCCGCUUCACCAUCAUCUUUACGCCGAACGAUUGUGCCUACAUAUAUCAAAGGUAUCAAAGCUGAAGUCUUGCUAGAUAGCGGCAGUGCACAUAGCUAUAUGAGUUCAGAAUUCGCUGAAUUAAGCUCAAUGAAGAGUAAGCCAAGUAAGCAAACUAUAACGAUGGCUCAACGAAGUCAUAGCGCGCCAUGUAAAGGAGAAGUUAAUAUCACUCUUACAUUGGGUAAGCACUCAUACGAAAAUGUGAAAUUACAAAUAGUAGAAGACCUAUGUGCCGACGUGAUUAUAGGACUUGACGUACUUAGUCAGCAUUCCUCUGUAGAAUUCGAGUUUGGCGGCCCCAGAGAGCCAUUAAUUGUUUGUAACGUGACCGAAGCAUCUGUGCCUGCAGUACCCCUAUUCGGAAACUUAACUCCAGGAUACAAACCAAUCGCCAUCAAGUCACGGCGAUACAGUAACGAUGAUCGAUGUUUCAUUGAAAACGAGGUAAAGAACCUUUUGAAGGGAGGCAUCAUAGAAGAAAGUAGGUCACCAUGGCGAGCGCAAGUACUAAUUACUAAAUCUGCGACUCAUAAGAAACGUCUUGUAAUCGACUACUCAAGAACAAUCAAUCGGUACACUGAACUAGAUGCUUAUCCACUCCCCAGCAUUGAAGAAUUAAUUUCAAAAGUAGCGACAUACUCUGUCUUUAGCGCUAUAGACUUAAAAAGCGCUUAUCACCAGGUGCCGAUAUUGCCAGAGGAAAGACAUUUUACUGCCUUCGAAGCCGCCGGAAAUCUAUAUCAAUUCCGACGGAUCCCGUUCGGUGUUACUAAUGGAGUUUCCAGCUUCCAGAGAACCAUCGAUUGGCUUAUACGGGCAGAAAAAUUAACUGGCACAUUUGCUUAUCUUGAUGACAUAACAAUAUGCGGCAAGACACCUGAAGAACAUGACACAAAUUUGAGAAAUUUUCUCAAGGCUGCUGAGAAGUAUGGAUUAACCAUAAAUGAAAGCAAGUCAAUUUACAAACAAACCUCAAUCAAUAUACUUGGUUACACUAUCGCCAACAACGUCAUUAAGCCUGACAGCUCCCGGCUAGAACCUCUCUUAAACUUGCCACCACCACAUGAUUUGCCUAGUAUGCGUAGAGCUUUAGGUUGGGUUGGACAGACCGCAGACACCGCCUGUACCAUCGUGUUCGCCAACACCGAUAACACCUCAUUCAUCACCGACACCUCCUUCAUCACCGACAGCACAUUCGCCUCCAGCUUCGCCUUUUGCCACGCCUUCUUCACAGUCACCAUCGGAAAGCUUGCAAGACGAGGCAGAGCAACCGCGCCCAGACAGUGGUGA